CUGUGAUGGUGGUGGAGCCGAGCCCGAGCGUGUCGCGCACCAUCAAGCUGCUCGUCGCGGUCUCCGUGUGCGACAUCGUGACGCCCGAGUGGGUCGACGCGUGCCGCGCCGCCGACCAGUUCGUGCCGGUGGACGCGUACUUGCUCGGCGAGUGCACUGUCUCGAGCAAGGGAGUCAAAGUCCCUUGGGACGCCGCCAAGGCGCGCACGCGCGCCGCCGCCGCGCCCUGCCUGCGCGGCCGCACCUUCUACAUCACCAAGACCACCUCUCCGGACGCCGACAAGCUCAAAAUCAUCAUCGAGAAGGCGGGCGGCGCCACGGUGGAGACGCUGCCGACUACCGCGCCGCGCUCGCCGCUGGUGGUGGUCUGCACCGACAGGGACCGGCGCGAGCUGCAGCGUUUGCAGGCGUGUGCAGCGUUUCGCAGGGAGAGGAGUGCGGUCUGCCGAACCCUCACGCGCCCACCCUCGCCCCGCCUCAGGGAAUGCGCAACGUCUCGGAGCUGCGUGACGCCGAGCUGCUCGCGUAUCUGCUGCAGCAAAAGUACGGCUGA
Emiliania huxleyi CCMP1516 is the source of this 553-nucleotide messenger RNA. RefSeq lists its product as hypothetical. The annotation marks the transcript as partial. The transcript has 4 exons. NCBI's taxonomy places the organism in Eukaryota, Haptophyta, Isochrysidales, Noelaerhabdaceae. The record is from RefSeq and is a predicted model, not a curated record.